CUCAGUGUUAAUUUGAUUUACGUGUACUUAGCCUUCAGUAUUGGCAAUAUUUCCUGGAAUUGCUCUUCAAGUUUCCAGGUUAGUGCGUUCCUUCAUGAAAAAGUGUUAUUUGUUUGAAAUUUGAAGAUAUUCAUUUGGAUCAAAGUUCAUUAUUGUAAGUGAAUGGUGAGUGGACUUCGCUGAAUUCUUUGUUUAAGUCAAUUUUUGCCAUGGAUACAGUCGGGGUAAUGAAGAGAUAUUGGGCUGCAUAUUUUCCUACGGAUGACACGUUUGCCAGGAUUGAUAGUAGAAAAAAUACGGAGAAGAUAAGACGGUUAGGUUCCAAAGAAAUCCAGGUCGCUUUUGACGGCGUAUGGUUCACCGGAGAAAUUGUGGAAGGAUUUGAUUCUGCGGUUGCUUGUGAUAAGUUCCUUAACGAGCCAGUUCCUGAUCUCUUGGGAGGUCCUCCAACUCCAAGAAAGCGGAAAAGCUUGGCGAAUCAAUCUGAAGUAGAAGAAUCGUCCAUUAUUAUUAGCCCAAUUCUCGACAAACUAAUUGACAAGUGUACAAGCCAAGUGGGCCAUCCUUGCCCAUUUGACAAUCCAGCUCUGGACCAUAAAGCAAAGAGAAAUCUGGAUAGAGAGUCAUUUCUCACCAAAGAUAAACAAUCGGCCAUGGGUCAAAGAAUUGAAAAUCAACCUCACAUCCUACAUGAGCAUGAGGCGGACAAUUGUUCCAAGAUAAUAAGUGAAUUGGUGCCAGUUCCAUCGACUUCGUCAGGAAAACGAGCGUACCGCCCUUGGAAAGCUCUCAUUCAACGUAGCGAAGAGUCGUCUUCGUCAACAGAGGAAAAUAUUCAUGUUACUUCUCCCGAAGCAAACAAAGAUCAGGAAGGAAACGAGGAUGAACCAGUUCCAUCGACUUCGUCAGGUAAACGAGGGUACCGCCCGUGGAAAGUUAAAAUUCCUCGCCAAAAAAGGGCUCGCUCAACUCCCAUGUUUUUUUCUGAAUUGGACGAAUCUGAUAACUCGUCAAACUAUGACGAAAGCCAAGAUGAACCACCUCCAUCGACUUUAUCUGGAAAACGAGGACGAGCCCCUUGCAAAGAUGAUCGUUUAGUCAAAAUUCGACUGCAAGAAGUUGCUACAGCAUCCGAGGAACAUAUUUCUGGGACGUCAUCUGAUAUGGAAGAGUCCGACGACUCUUCAAUUCAGGAAGAUACCGAAAGUGUAACGUACAUCAACCCACCGCCCAGAACAAGGCAACCUGGUUUCUCAGACACAUAUCGAAAGCCAAAGGACAGGAUCGGACUGAGCAAGGCAAAAUGCUUCGCCAUGCUGGAAACUUCAAUCAAAACAUCAAAGUCCUUCAAGCUGAUUCAGGGGUUUUAGUUGUUGUUAAACGACCAAAACGGGCUAGCCAAGGG
Messenger RNA from Tigriopus californicus, 1405 nucleotides. RefSeq lists its product as uncharacterized. Bases 210 to 1370 code for a protein of 386 amino acids. NCBI's taxonomy places the organism in Eukaryota, Metazoa, Arthropoda, Copepoda, Harpacticoida, Harpacticidae. The transcript is spliced from 12 exons. The record is from RefSeq and is a predicted model, not a curated record.